This is a messenger RNA of Oryzias melastigma (Indian medaka), 3232 nucleotides long. RefSeq names its product mesenchyme homeobox 1 (gene meox1). The record is from RefSeq and is a predicted model, not a curated record. Gene Ontology annotation, biological process: positive regulation of transcription by RNA polymerase II. Lineage: Eukaryota; Metazoa; Chordata; Actinopteri; Beloniformes; Adrianichthyidae. Gene Ontology annotation, cellular component: nucleus. Bases 1774 to 2568 code for a protein of 264 amino acids. The transcript has 4 exons. Gene Ontology annotation, molecular function: DNA-binding transcription factor activity, RNA polymerase II-specific; RNA polymerase II cis-regulatory region sequence-specific DNA binding.
AAAGUGGUGCAGACCAAACAGCACUGAUGUGAAUAUGGUGGAACUCAGAAAAGCUGCAAAACAGUGAAGCAUGUCAGUUGUUUUCAAACUUGACCUCCUUGGCAGAUAUGAAGUCAUCUCCACUGAAGAAUACAUGAAUAGAAAAAUAUCUGUCUGGAUUUUUCAAACUUCUAAUACUUCACAUUUCAGUAAUAACUGCGAACCUCUUAUUAUUCUUCUCUGGGCCGCUUGCACACAGAAUGAUACAUACGUUCACAUUGCACAGACGCGCUCUAAUUUACGCUGACAUACAGAUGGCCCCCACUCUGAGCACAAAUGCAGCGUUACCCCAGUUCCCUGCGGUGCAGUCAGGCCUGCCGGUAAAAACCAGGGAUGCUUCAUGGCUCAACAAUCUGCUGGCUAAAUGGAAAGGCUUUUCCUGUGACCUCAAACACUCCCCUUUCUGGCUCUUUUUAGUUCACAGAUUUUAUCAGGAUUCACUUUUUGCUUGCUUUGCCUUCAUUUUUUUAAGACAUUUUUGGUUUAUUUGAGAAGACAAAAUCAAUACUUUGUGGCUUUCCUUCUCAUGUGUCAGUAAAAGUGUGAUCUCGCCUCUCCUCGUCAUUGGGAGGUUAACAGUAAAAUUAGGACGCGUGGGGAGGGCAAACUUCUACUAAAGUUUGAAGGAAAGCUGCAUUUCAGUGCAUGCGGCGUGGUUCAGUGGGUUUAUUGGGUACGAGAUAUGCUGAAUCGGAGUCCAAAAUCCAGUUUAGCCAAAAAAGCUUUUCCUGGUAUUAGAGACAUGACUUCAUGAGGAAGUGACUUGUCUCUUAGGUAGCGGGGAUUAAAAAUCAGUGAUCAGAAAAUGGAAUAAGGGCAAGUCCCGUCUGGAUCUGCACGCGAGUGCUGUCACACACAGCUGCUGGGAGAGGAGGGGAGAGGCGCCUCGCCGAAGGAGGAGAGCAGAACUCCAAAUGGAAGAGCAGAUCAGCUGGAUUCGGUGAAAUAUGCCGUUUCAGCAGGAGGUGGGAGCGCUUGCAAAAUUGAAUCCAGCCAGGUGGCAUUAUUUUGCACUUAAAAAAAGAAAAAACAGGAAGGGGGGGUUUAAUAUGGAGAGGACGGAUGGGGAUCAGGGUGCAGAGGGGAACUUUCCUCCAAAGGGUGUCAAAGAAGGAAGUAAAUUGGGUGUCAGAAAGCACUAAGGAGCUGAAGGCAGUCAGCUCCCACAUGGGUGGGUGCUUGCUUUUUCAACUUCUGAGACAAUGUCCCUUUAAAAAGCCCCACGUCUGGAAAGCCCAUUAGAUGUGCAUAUAAAAUUUCCCCCGUGAUUAAUAGUUGAUGAGGAAGGGUUGUUUGGAGGGUACCACCAACAUGUGGCCAGCAGGCUCCUCCCCUGCAGGCUCGGGUUUCACUCCAUAAACUUGCCACUCUUUCCCACCUAUAUGUUUAAAAAAAAGGAGGAGGGUUCGCUUGUCAAGAAUGCCUCAGAGGAGUUGUGAAAACAGCCAGCCCAAAAAAAAAAAAAAAAAAAAGAGGAGGGGGUCAUGCAGUUGCAGAUGAAGCUCUCACGCUGAGCCACAGCCAGUCAGAGCCUUGAGGGAAAGAGGUGUGAGAAGGACUCAGAGAAAGUGUGUCUGGGCCAGACGUCACGCUCACUCCCACUGAGACGUGGAAGCGCGGCGCCACAGGAAGGCGUUCGUCCUAACGCGUUCUGAGCUGUGGAAAAGUCAGCAGCAUCAGGCAGACACCUUCUCCAAAAGCUGCUUUGCUCAAGAGCAAAGGUUUUGCAUCGCCAUGGACCAGCCGGCCAGCAGCUGCAUGCGGAGCGCCCAUCCCGGCGGCCCCAUCUGGGGCUGCAUGAGGAACCCGCACUCCGGGGUCCCCGGAGCCAACCUGCAGUCUCCUUACCAGCAGGCCCCUUUCGCCCUCCACCAGAAGCCCGACUUCCUGGCUUACACGGACUUCUCCAGCUCCUGCCUGGUGCCGGCCGUGCCGCACGCCGCCUACCCGCGCGACGACAGACUCUACCAAGAGAGCCCCGGAGGCUAUCAGAGAGCCGACUGGCAGUUCAACCCCUGUGAGACCAGGGCGCGGGCGCCCGAGGCCUGCCCACCUGUGGCUCCGGCCGUGGUUAGCGGAGGCGGAAGUGGCGGGCAGGAACUGGACAACGGAGGGGGCGACAGGCUGCCGGGAGGCGUUUCCACGUGCCUGGAGGGAGAGUACUCACCGCAGAGCGUGGCAUCGGCCGAUUCCGACAAGAAGAGCUCCAGUAAGAGGAAGAGAGACAUCACAGAUAUCCAGGAUUCAGGAUUUAAGGUGGAUUCCAGCUGCAAAGCCAGGAAGGAGCGCACGGCGUUCACUAAGGAGCAGCUGAGGGAGCUGGAGGCCGAGUUCACCCACCACAACUACCUGACACGACUGCGGCGCUACGAGAUCGCCGUGAACCUGGACCUCACAGAGAGACAGGUGAAAGUUUGGUUUCAGAACAGACGGAUGAAGUGGAAGCGAGUGAAGGGAGGACAGUCGGCUUCGCCCAACGACCUCGAAAACGAUGAUAUAGACUCAGCCGCCUCCCCCAGCUCUGAAUAAACCAACACAAAUGAUGCAACUGGACAACUUUUGUUUAUUUCUCUGGAAAACUGCCCUUCAGGAGACUUUUCAAAUUCCCAGGAAGACUGUUAAGUGUUGUAUAUAAUAUAAGAAACUUAAUUUUGAUGUUUUUCUUCCUCCCUAUUUUUACAUUGUUGACUGUGUUUCAAUGCUGUUGAAACUUGCAGUCAUUGUGGAGAAAGUCUAUGCAGCAGUUUGUUUUUAUGUGUGGGGAUGACAGAUCUACGGUGGCCCUGAAGUGCAAAUCACACUAACGAAUCACAAAAACAUAUUAAAGAUCACAACGAUGAUUGACAAAAGCUAACAAAUAAUAAAAAAACAUAACAUUUAGAAGUAAAAAUAAAAUAUCAGAAAUGGAGACACAAUUCCAAAAUAAUGUAACCAAAAUUCAGUAAAGUAAUCAAAAUGAAAUGUGAAACCAGAAAAAGUACUCUAAGACAUUGCUGAUUGUAUGGCUAUUAGGGCGGGGCAACACUGAGCAUUUGGGUAUCGCUGCGAUAUAUUGGUUAAUAUUGUCAUAAUCGAUACCAACAUGGAUAUUUUUUGUAAAUGUGGUCGAUUUGACACGAACCUCAAAAUCUCAAUUGUUUUCAAUUGCGUGAAUGUUUUUUUUUGUAGGCUUCCCUUUUUUUUAAAUUAUUUG